AUGUGUAAUGGAGAGUUUUUUAACAAGCGACCGGGAGAGGAUUUUGCUUAUUUCGAUUACUUGGCUGAAAACGCUCAAUCAUGGGACACUUCUUAUGUUUAUGAUCGAAUUGAACCUUUGAGGACCUUGAGUGGGGGAGAGAAAGGAAAAUUCCCAUCUCAAUCCCAAACAAAUCCUCAAGUCCAAAUUGCUGCCCCAAAGUCUUCAUCAUCUUCUGAAGCAAAUAUCAAGACUUGCAAAGCAGUAAUAACUCUCCGUAGUGGUAAGGAGGUUGAUACAUUGAGUAAUGAGAUAACAAGAAAGGUGAAAGUUUCAUUUCCAAUGCACAAGGCACCUGUCAUUUUAGGGAGGCCAUUUUUGGCCACUUCCAAUGCUUUGAUAAAUUGUCGAAGUGGCAUCCUUAAAUUGACGUUUGGAAAUAUGACGUUGGAGUUAAAUGUGUUCAACACUUGUAGGCAGCCACAAGAUUUGAAAGAACCCCAGGAAGUGAAUUGUUUGGAAUCUUUACUUGCUGAAUAA
This is a messenger RNA of Juglans regia (Persian walnut), 519 nucleotides long. RefSeq lists its product as uncharacterized. The record is from RefSeq and is a predicted model, not a curated record. Lineage: Eukaryota; Viridiplantae; Streptophyta; Magnoliopsida; Fagales; Juglandaceae. The transcript is spliced from 3 exons. Bases 1 to 519 code for a protein of 172 amino acids.